Molecule: messenger RNA, 246 nt
Organism: Phyllostomus hastatus (greater spear-nosed bat)
Lineage: Eukaryota; Metazoa; Chordata; Mammalia; Chiroptera; Phyllostomidae
Product: 60S acidic ribosomal protein P1-like
Exons: 2
Coding region: 1-246 (81 amino acids)
Biological process (GO): cytoplasmic translation
Cellular component (GO): cytosolic large ribosomal subunit
Molecular function (GO): protein kinase activator activity; structural constituent of ribosome; ribonucleoprotein complex binding
Source: RefSeq, a predicted model, not a curated record
AUGGCCACCAUCUCAGAGCUCACUUUCAUCUGCUGGGCCCUUAUCUUACACGACAAUGAGGUGACAGUGACAGCUCUGGCCCAGGUCGAUAUCAGAAGUCUCAUCGGCAAUGUAGGGGCUGGUGGACCUGCCACAGCAGCGGAUAGUGCACCAGUAGGAGGUCUUGCCCCCACCACUGCUGUUCCAGCAAAGAAAGAGGAAUCUGAGGAGUCUGAUGAUGAUACAGGCUUUGGUCUUUUUGACUAA